AUGCAUGCACCACCCCUACUAGAGUUGCUCCUUCUCAUCCAGUCAAGUUUCGUCCUCGAGAUCCCUCUGUGUCGAAGGAGGAAGCGCAUGCGCACGACAACCGAGCUCGGCGACCUGGGGAAGGAACGAAGGCAGUUAGUCGUCCCUGGCUUCGGCCACGCUCGCGCUCUCAGUACAUAUCAUGAUAUCCUAGGUAGGAUUUUGGUCCACGUCGCCUUUCAUAGCUUCAAUGACCUACAGAACCACAUGCCUAGACGGGAUCACGGGCGGGGACUUGCGCAAGUCCGCCUGUACGGCUACCUCAUAGUAGAGAAGGGCUUAUCCCUUUAACGGUAAAAAGGGACCAUUUUUGCCAAGACCCUGAUGUGGCCAGUCGGAUGGCCUCCUUUUAUCCACCUGUACAUAUGCACCC
Messenger RNA from Neurospora hispaniola, 412 nucleotides. RefSeq lists its product as uncharacterized. NCBI's taxonomy places the organism in Eukaryota, Fungi, Ascomycota, Sordariomycetes, Sordariales, Sordariaceae. The record is from RefSeq and is a predicted model, not a curated record. Bases 1 to 330 code for a protein of 109 amino acids. The transcript is spliced from 3 exons.